AUGAGGAAAGAGAAGGGGUGGGUUUCCCAGUUCUCACGUCCAUCCCACAUACCCAGCCAAAGGAAAGUUUGGCUUACCCCGGGGAGAGGAGCGAACAUGGCAGCGCGUCGGUGGUUUUGGUCUAUCUCUGCGACUUUGGCCAUGGCGCUGCUGCUCUUGUACAAGAUUCCUUCAGCUUCUGCCCAAAGAAAAAAGGAGAUGGUGUUAUCUGAAAAGGUUAGUCAGCUGAUGGAGUGGACCAAUAAGAGACCUGUAAUCCGAAUGAAUGGAGACAAGUUCCGCCGUCUUGUUAAAGCCCCCCCAAGAAACUACUCUGUUAUUGUCAUGUUUACCGCUCUACAACUCCAUAGACAGUGUGUCGUUUGCAAGCAAGCUGAUGAAGAAUUCCAGAUCCUGGCAAACUCUUGGCGAUACUCCAAUGCAUUUACCAACAGGAUAUUUUUUGCCAUGGUGGAUUUUGAUGAAGGUUCUGAUGUAUUUCAAAUGCUAAACAUGAAUUCAGCUCCAACGUUCAUCAACUUUCCUGCAAAAGGAAAACCCAAACGUGGUGAUACCUAUGAGUUGCAGGUGCGAGGGUUUUCGGCUGAGCAGAUUGCCCGGUGGAUUGCAGACAGAACUGAUGUCAACAUUAGAGUAAUUAGACCUCCCAAUUACGCUGGACCUCUUAUGUUGGGAUUGCUUUUGGCUGUUAUUGGUGGCCUUGUGUACCUUCGAAGAAGCAAUAUGGAAUUUCUCUUUAAUAAAACUGGAUGGGCCUUUGCAGCUUUGAAUUAUAUCCAUGGAAGCAGCCAAGCCCAAUUUGUAGCUGAAACACACAUUGUUCUUCUCUUCAAUGGUGGGGUUACUUUAGGGAUGGUGCUUUUAUGUGAAGCUGCUACCUCUGACAUGGAUAUUGGGAAGAGAAAGUUAAUGUGCUUAGCUGGCAUUGGACUUGUUGUGCUAUUCUUCAGUUGGAUGCUGUCUAUUUUCAGAUCUAAGUAUCAUGGCUAUCCAUACAGCUUUCUGAUGAGUUAAAAGGAUCUUAGAGCCACAUAGACACUGUGCUAAUGGAAACUGAACAAGAACCUUAUGUUUGGAAGAAGAAUGCAACCUGUGUGUUUUGUAUUACCUCUUUUUUUCAGUGAUUUCAAUAGUUAAAUCAUUUAACCAAAGAAGAUGUGUAGUGCCUUAACAAGCAACUUUUUUUGGUCAAAAUCAUGAAGUAUUUGAAAUGAUUCCCUUCUUAACCUUCCCUUCCCAGUGAACUUGGGGACAUUUUCUUUUGUAGAAUUAAAUACAUUAUACAGUUUUGAAGUUACUACUUCAUUGUAAUUAGAACAAAGCUCAAAAUGACUUGAGUGAGCUUUUGCUCAUCUGCUUUCCUCCUAUCAAAGGUGAGAAAUGACAGUUCUAACACAGUCUUCGUGCAGAUUGUGUUAGAGAUAACUGCACAGGAAUCUGUUGGUUAGUUUUCCAUCUUUGCAUCUGUGUGCAAACAUGACAAAUCUUUCCUUUGGAGCCAAGAAACUACAUGUAUUCAGUGAUCUUCGGAAAAUGAAACAUUCUCCAGAGUACAGGUCUUGUCUUUAUUAAGAUUAGUUAGCUACCCUUAUGCAUGUUUUCUACUAAAAUACAGCUGCCUAUGUUUCUUCACAUCUGUAGACCCAAAGCAGUAUCUCAGUAGACCAUUAGGAUUCUGCAUGACUGCCAUGUUAAUUCCUUGUCUUUGAAGAUAUUUCACAUUCACUCUAUCUCCUUAGUUUCCUUUUAUUUAAAGUUGCCAUCUCUACUAGUUUAAUGCUUAAAAUCACCAUCACUUACAAAUGGUCUCUCAAAUGUCUGUGAAAGGUGGAGAUUGUCAGUUAUUUUAUUUUUACCUAACAAAAUAUAAGAAAA
This is a messenger RNA of Dipodomys ordii (Ord's kangaroo rat), 1875 nucleotides long. It is a transcript of the gene Magt1, whose product is annotated as magnesium transporter 1. The coding region runs from base 1 to 1014 and encodes 337 amino acids. The record is from RefSeq and is a predicted model, not a curated record. Gene Ontology annotation, cellular component: oligosaccharyltransferase complex. NCBI's taxonomy places the organism in Eukaryota, Metazoa, Chordata, Mammalia, Rodentia, Heteromyidae. The transcript is spliced from 9 exons.